Messenger RNA from Aaosphaeria arxii CBS 175.79, 438 nucleotides. Its product is annotated as ribosomal protein S12/S23. NCBI's taxonomy places the organism in Eukaryota, Fungi, Ascomycota, Dothideomycetes, Pleosporales. Gene Ontology annotation, molecular function: structural constituent of ribosome. The coding region runs from base 1 to 438 and encodes 145 amino acids. The transcript is spliced from 2 exons. Gene Ontology annotation, cellular component: cytosolic small ribosomal subunit; ribosome. The record is from RefSeq and is a predicted model, not a curated record. Gene Ontology annotation, biological process: translation.
AUGGGUAAGGGACAGCCAAGAGGUCUCAACGCCGCGCGCAAGCUGCGCAACACUCGCCGUGAGGGCCGUUGGGCCGAUCUCCACUACAAGAAGCGUCUUCUCGGAACCGCCUACAAGUCCUCUCCCUUCGGUGGCUCUUCCCACGCCAAGGGCAUAGUCCUCGAGAAGGUCGGUGUUGAGGCCAAGCAGCCCAACUCUGCUAUCCGAAAGUGCGUCAGGGUUCAGUUGAUCAAGAACGGAAAGAAGGUCACUGCUUUCGUCCCCAAUGACGGUUGCUUGAACUUCGUCGAUGAGAACGACGAGGUCCUCCUCGCUGGUUUCGGUCGCAAGGGCAAGGCCAAGGGUGAUAUUCCCGGUGUCCGUUUCAAGGUCGUCAAGGUUUCCGGUGUUGGUCUCUCCGCUCUGUGGAAGGAGAAGAAGGAGAAGCCCCGAUCAUAG